CGCGACCUGCAGUCUGAUGCCCGAGCAACCCCCUGACCACUGGGAAUGGAAUGAGUCUAUGCCCUCCCUCCGGAUAAGUGUGGGGAGCCUUCCUGUGCUGGCGUCCAUGACCAAGGCUGCGGAUCCCCGCUUCCGCCCCCGCUGGAGAGUGAUCCUGCCAUCCUUUGUGGGUGCCGCUGUCCUCUGGCUGCUCUACGCCCACCGCCCGUCCCCAGGCAGGCCGCCCCCCCACGUCGCACACAACUGGAGGCUCGGCCAGGCACCUGCUGAUCGGUACAAUGACACCUACCCUCUCUCUCCCCCCCAGAGGACGCCGGGGGGGAUCCGGUACCGAAUUGCAGUCAUCGCCGACCUGGACACGGAGUCAAGGGCCCAAGCAGAAAACACCUGGUUCAGUUACCUGAAGAAGGGCUACCUGACCCUGUCAGACAGUGGGGACAAGGUGGCGGUGGAGUGGGACAGAGACCACAGGGUCCUGGAAUCCCACCUGGCCGAAAAGGGGAGGGGCAUGGAGCUCUCCGAUCUGAUCAUCUUCAAUGGAAAACUCUACUCUGUGGAUGACCGGACAGGGGUCAUCUACCAGAUCAACGGCACCAAGGCUGUGCCCUGGGUGAUACUGUCCGAUGGCGACGGAACUGUGGAGAAAGGCUUCAAAGCCGAGUGGCUGGCUGUGAAGGACGAGCAUCUGUACGUGGGCGGCCUGGGCAAGGAGUGGACCACCACCACAGGGGAGGUGGUGAACGAGAACCCCGAGUGGGUGAAGGUGGUGGGCCACAGAGGCAGCGUGGACCACGAGAACUGGGUGUCCAGCUACAACGCCCUGAGAGCCGCAGCUGGGAUCCGACCGCCAGGCUACCUCAUUCACGAAUCUGCCUGCUGGAGCGACACGCUGCAGCGCUGGUUCUUCCUGCCUCGCCGCGCCAGCCACGCACGCUACAGCGAGAAGGAGGACGAGCGUAAGGGCACCAACCUCCUGCUGAGCGCGGCCCCAGACUUCAGCGACAUCUCCGUCAGCCACGUCGGGGAGGUGGUCCCCACGCACGGCUUCUCAUCUUUCAAGUUCAUCCCCAACACUGACGACCAGAUCAUCGUGGCCCUCAAGUCUGAAGAGGACAGCGGCAAAAUCGCCACCUACAUCAUGGCCUUCACGCUCGACGGGCGCUUCCUGCUGCCCGAGACCAGGAUCGGAGGUGUGAAAUAUGAAGGAAUAGAGUUUAUUUAAAUUUUAAAAAUUAAGAUGUUGAGCAAGUCUGAGGAGUGGACAGUUUUAAGCCACAUCGGGACUCAAAUUUUAUAAAAACCAGAGGACUGCACUUGUGUUUGGUUUGUUCUUUUCAGAACUAUGAGGUGUGUGUCUGGUUUAGAGCUCUCAACACAGGGGGUCCAGCCCUGGUGUGGGAGCAGCCAGUGCAGUCCGAGGAUCUGAACAGCAGCGCUGCCAUCUGGUGGCCACAGUCGGUCGCUGCAGGUCUUCAUCUGGGGCCCAUCCGUUUGCAUUCCACCCUGCCUGUCCUCCAUCCGACUCCCUUUCCUGUCUUUCCGUUUCUUUUGUUCAAUAAAUACUUCUGGCACUGUCA
Galeopterus variegatus (Sunda flying lemur) is the source of this 1577-nucleotide messenger RNA. RefSeq names its product calcium activated nucleotidase 1 (gene CANT1). Lineage: Eukaryota; Metazoa; Chordata; Mammalia; Dermoptera; Cynocephalidae. The record is from RefSeq and is a predicted model, not a curated record. The transcript is spliced from 3 exons. Gene Ontology annotation, molecular function: GDP phosphatase activity; UDP phosphatase activity; calcium ion binding. Bases 17 to 1222 code for a protein of 401 amino acids. Gene Ontology annotation, biological process: proteoglycan biosynthetic process.